ACAGGUACUACCUGCCUAAUUGCCUUGCUGUCUGACAAGGAACUCACAGUUGCGAAUGUUGGAGAUUCACGUGGAGUCUUGUGUGACAAGGAUGGAAAUGCCAUUCCCUUAUCACAUGAUCACAAACCAUAUCAGCUAAAAGAAAGAAAGCGGAUUAAGAGAGCUGGUGGCUUCAUCAGUUUCAAUGGAUCUUGGCGAGUUCAAGGGAUUUUGGCGAUGUCCCGUUCUUUGGGGGAUUACCCUUUGAAGAACCUAAAUGUCAUUAUCUCAGACCCCGAUAUCUUAAGCUUCGACCUUGACAAGCUACAGCCUGAAUUCAUGAUCUUGGCGUCUGAUGGCCUGUGGGACGCUUUCAGCAAUGAAGAAGCUGUCCGGUUCAUUAAGGAGCGCCUGGAUGAACCUCACUUUGGAGCCAAAAGCAUUGUGUUACAAUCCUUCUACAGAGGAUGCCCCGAUAACAUAACAGUUAUGGUAGUAAAGUUCCGGAAUAGCAGCAAAACAGAUGAACAAUAA
Messenger RNA from Staurois parvus, 513 nucleotides. The record is from the annotation of a GenBank genome assembly. Lineage: Eukaryota; Metazoa; Chordata; Amphibia; Anura; Ranidae.